AUGACGAAUCGCACACUCCCGAUGACGAAUAUUGAGAGCCUUCAGGCCAUCGCAAGGCAGCGGCUAAUUGAGUAUCCUAACACUGCAACGUACACCGCCUUGUUCCUGGGCUUUUGCUGGCUUCUGUCCUUAUGGUUCAGUAAUCCAAAACUGCGCGCGACGGUGCCUGAUGCUCAAGUCCACGGAUUUCGAUCAUGGUGGGAGCCGACUCUUCUGCUGCAAAUUCGCUUUGUGUGGAGCGCUGUGGACAUCAUCAAAAGCGGAUACAAGAAGUUCCAGGAUGCUCCGUUCGUGGUUCGUCGAUAUGAUGCCGAUAUUACAAUCAUGCCGUUCAAGUACUUGGAGGAAAUGCGCGCCAUUCCGAGAUCCAAGCUCAACUGUAAAAUGCCACAGAUCCAUAACCUAGUCCCAAAAUGGACCUGGGCAGAAUUUAUGUAUGAUUCGGAUUUGAUCGUCCGCGUCCUCAACGGCCAGCUUAACCGGAACUUGCCCAAAUAUGUCGAUAUCGCGCGAAGCGAGCUUGAAUAUGCAUGGGACAUAGAAAUUCCUCAAACCGACGAAUGGGCGGAGGUGGACAUCCAGCAAAUUUUUCGUCGGCUUGUCUCGCGUAUGUCAGCCAAGGUAUUCAUGGGUUAUCCUGCAUGCCGUGACCAGGACUGGAUCAAUCUCUCAAUCGGCUUUACACAUGACAUGUUCGUGGCCGCAUUCACUCUCCGCAUGUUCCCGCCAUGGACGCACCGCUAUAUUGCACCUCUAGUGCCUGCCCGGAGGCGGAUGUGGAAUCAAAUCAAAACUGCUGAACGAAUCGUUGGCAAUCUCGUCAAGAAGCGUGACGACGCCAGGAACCGUGGAGACGAAGUAGAGGACACGCUACUUGGCUGGAUGAUGGACAAUGGCAACGAAACGGAGACACGCCUAGGAGAAAUGGCAUUCCGCCAAUGUUUCUUGACCCUCGCCAGCAUCCAUACAACGUCUGUCAGCGUGAGCACUGUGCUAUUUGACCUGUGCGACCAUCCGGAGUGGUUUCCUGUGCUUCGUGAGGAGAUUGAACAGGUCACUGCCCAGUACGGGCCGAUCGGCGAACAUCCUGGCAUGACAUCGAGGCAGUGGAUUGCCAAGUUGAUGAAGAUGGACAGUUUCAUAAUCGAAAUGCAGAGAACCAACCCGCAGAUUCUCCUGAGACCUCAACGGGUAGCUAUGGUACCCCUGACUCUAAAGGACGGCACAACGAUUCCCCAGGGGGCUCGGGUGGCCUGGGCCGGCCACCACCACGCCAACGAUCCCUCCAUAUUGACCUCAGACCCAGAGGCGUUCGACCCCAUGCGGAGCUACCGCAAGCGUACGGCGUACGUUGACGAAGACGGCGAGAACCCCAACAAAUACACCGCGGUUGACCAGUCAGACAUGGAUACGCUCGCAUUUGGAUACGGCGGCCAGGCUUGUCCCGGGCGCUACUUCGCGAUCGGGGAGAUCAAGCUGGUGCUUUCGCGCAUGCUGGUCCAAUUCGACUUUGCGUACCCCAAAGGCAAAAGUCGUCCCAAGAGGAUGUACGCGGACGAGAACACAUUCAUCGACGCGCAUGCCACUCUCAUGAUGAGGAAAAGAAAGGUUUGA
Diaporthe amygdali is the source of this 1614-nucleotide messenger RNA. RefSeq lists its product as uncharacterized. The transcript has 6 exons. The record is from RefSeq and is a predicted model, not a curated record. Lineage: Eukaryota; Fungi; Ascomycota; Sordariomycetes; Diaporthales; Diaporthaceae. The coding region runs from base 1 to 1614 and encodes 537 amino acids. Gene Ontology annotation, molecular function: iron ion binding; heme binding; monooxygenase activity.